This is a messenger RNA of Didymodactylos carnosus, 3741 nucleotides long. The record is from the annotation of a GenBank genome assembly. NCBI's taxonomy places the organism in Eukaryota, Metazoa, Rotifera, Eurotatoria, Philodinida, Philodinidae.
AUGUCUCGCGUUUCAACACAACCACAGCAUUCGCUAAAUCGAAAUGGCGUACCUUUACAACCAAAGUUAGCAUCGUUCGUAACGUCAGUCACAAAUGCACAUAAGGCUUUUAAACUAAAAAGUGGCGCACAAAAACCAUUGGCAAAAGUCGUUAUCCAAAAUUGUGCGAUAUGCAAUAAACCAUAUACAGAUCCACGAGUGCUACCUUGUUCACACACAUUUUGUUUGGACUGCAUCGAAAACAAAUUGAUCAAAAACAAUAGUCUCACAUGUGAAAAAUGUUUUGAUGUUCAAUCUCCAUUUGAUGAACAACGGGCACAAGACUUACCAAAAAAUAUGAUUCUGGAUCCAACCCAAUCAAAAAACCAACUUCUAUCACAAAAAAGUUUUGGAGCUACUUAUGGUUCAAAAAGUAGUAUUGGAAAACUGAAUCAAAGUAACAGUACGACAUCAUCAAUAGCAACGAAUACACAGCAACAAAAAACAUUCGCAUCUACACAACAGCCGACAGAGAUACAGUUUCUGGAAACCUCUGUACACGACCGAACAUCCGAAGCAACAUCUCGUACUUCGUCAACCAAUGACAAUGGUUUUAGCCGCAUACAAGAUUUGCAAACACUGCUGCGAAGCGAUGGUGGUAUAACAAAUUUAGUAACAAUAUUUUCAGACGCAAAAAAUCAAAGUGAAAAUCCAGGACUAAGCGCUAGUAGUCAAAAAUAUGAUGAACUAACGCGAAUAUUUCGUGAAGCAACUGCAGUAAAUCGAACUGAUGAUCAUUAUGAAGAAAUCACCUGGGAUUCACUUGUUAACGGAAAUCCGCACGCGUCUCCUCUACCAGAAAACUCGCAAUCACACAAAACUACAUCAGAAACCAAUAAAUAUUCAACAAUAGCAUCGAUUGUUAAACCAUUUGAUGAUGAUGAAUAUGAAAAUCGAUAUCGAACAUUAGAAAAAAAAUCAUCGAUAAUAACGAAUGAUGCACAAAAUUCACAAGAGAUCAUUACUCCCAUUCAACGAUCACGUGAAACUUCAUCCACAUCAUCGCCAAUACAGCAACGUAAAUCAUAUCUAGAUCAAACAGAUAUUGAACAUCAGAAUAAGAAUUAUUCACCACGUCAUUCAAAUUCCGGAACUGAACCCAUACAAGGCCAUCAAUUGUUCAAUUCACAAAUAAGUCACGAUUCCACUGCCAUUGCCAAGUCCAGAAUUGGGCAAACACAAGACGAUACUAAUGCAGCUAGUUUUUCUAAUUAUAAUAAACGUGAGUCUAUAAAUAGUCAACGUAACAUAUCAGAUAAACGAUCAAAUAGUCGCAAUGAUAAUACACGCGACAAUGAUGAUAAUUACAGUACACCGACAGGAACCGAUCGUCCACCGUCACGUCAAGGUAGUGUUCAGCAACAACUUCAUCAAGAUCAUGGUUACUCAGCUGCCCAUGAUAAUAAUACGAGAUAUCGUCCAUCAGCAAAUCGUGUUAGUGUUGCAUCAUCAUCGACUCAUGGAAAUGAUCAACAACAAGACCGUCCAUCAUCAGUUGUUAGUUCAGAUCGUCAAUCAUCAACAUCAAAACGUGAUAGUAUACGUUCUGAAUCAAAAUUUCAGCCAUUACCAUCUCAUGUAAAAGAAGCUAAAGUCGGCAGUAAUAAACGUUCAUCAUCUGCUUCGUCUUCUACAAAAUCAUACCGUUCAGCAGAUAACAAAGAUCGUUUUAAUCCUGACUCCGAAUUUUCACCGCUUAAGCAACCAAAUGAUCUAGAAAGUGGUUCAACAACACCCACAGGACAACGUACACCACGUCAAGACGACGAUGAUGAUCAGAAUUACUAUGCUCGAAUUGAUGAUCAAAGACGUAUUUCAAAUAUAUCUGAUAGAUCUCAACAAAGGCGAUUUCGUACAAAUUCAGGUGGCAAUAGUGAAAGUCAUUACUUAGCACCAGAAUUAUCUACAUAUACCCCAACAAAUUUUAAUCGUUCAUCAUCUUCGUACAAAAACAGUUUUAAUAAUAAUAAUAAUCUUAGUAGAUCAAGCCCAAUGGUAUCCUCAAACUCAUUAAUCGUUUCGAAUGUAACAUCAAAAGUUGAAAAUUUAUUACAUGAUCAAAAACAUUUAGAACAAGAAAUUGAAGAUACACUGAAACGUUUGACAUACGAUUAUGAAGAUAUCAAAACACAAAUUGAAAAGAAAGAAUCGGCUAUACAUGCAGAAGUUAAACAUAUUAGUAAGCAGUUAGAUAAAGGCAUCACUGAACAUUAUUAUCGUAAACAAAAAAUAUAUUCGUCUUUGGCAGAUCAAACACAAUCGGUCGGUAAUGAAUUAAAACGUUUGAAACAAACAGAUCAAUAUAGUAUCCAACAAUUAAUAACUGGAAAUAAAUUAUGGGAUAAUUUAGAACAAUUAGAACAAAAUAUUCAACAAAUAAGAAGUGCGGUUGAAAAUGAAAAAGGACCACAGGCAGCACUAAAGUUUGAAGAAGGUAAAAGAGCAUUAACAGCAGAUACAAUUGGACAAAUUACAUACAAUGAUAAUCAACAACAAUGGAGUAGAAGACAAAUAUCGUCUUACGAUGAUACCUAUGAUAGAAACUAUCGAAUUCAACAAUUAUUUCAUCAAUCGAUACAACCCCAAGCACUAAACAAUACAACAGCCCUGACACCAAACAAAUCUAUUAAGAUUGAUCAUUUGAGUAAUCUAGAACCGGAAGCUAUCGCGAUAGUCAAUCAUAGCAACAAAAUACUGUUAGGCAUUUGUAAUGAAUUAUUCAUCUUGAAUGAUUAUGGUGAAGUACUGAAAAAAAUAUUGUUAACACCGUCCAUUCGAGGUAUAGCAAUAUCAAAAAAACAAUCAACUAGCAAUAUUGCCUAUAUUUCAAAUGAUGAAACAGUAUCAAUGAUUGACAUUGAAAAUGGAAAGUUAAUUGAUUGUGUUAAAGAAACGAAUUCACAUGGUCAAUCAGGAACAUUUCUACCAUUGGGUAUUGAUACGGACGAUAUUCACGGUCAUGUGUAUGUAUGCGAUUAUCUUAAUUCAUGUAUUAUUAAAUUUGAUGAUAAAUUAGAAUUUCUAACACAAUGGCGUGUAUUUAAUCAGUCUGAUAAUUAUGACGAAGCGCGUCCAAAAUUAAUAUCUGUGUAUGGAACUAAAUUAUAUAUGAUUGUUGAACAUUGUAAACCCUCUUACGAUCAUGAUAUUGCCUAUACAUUUUCAUUACAAAUAUGUGACAGUCAUAAUGGUCAAAUAAUAAAAAUAAUCGAUGAUCAAUUAUUAUUAACACAACGUUUACGUUGGCCAUGUAGUGUACAAGCCAUUAAUGAUGAAAAAUGUUAUAUUUUAGAUACAAUGACAAGUGGAAAAUAUUUCAAUGGACAAUGGCAAAAACAUUGGUCACGAGUAUUAGAAAUACAAUCACAAGGGCAACCAGUUACUGAACUAUUUCAAUUAGAUAGUGAAGUAGCAACAAUGGCCAUGUCUAAACAGACUAUGAUUAUUGCUACAAACGAUGAAAUUUUAUAUGUUGAUUUAAAAUUUAUAUUGAAUACUAAUAAUCGUGAUAAAGGAUUAAAUUCAAUAUCAUCAGUUAAACCACGUACAACAUCGUCAUCAUCGACAAUAACAAAAGCAUCUCGAACCAGUAAAAUAAUACCAAUUGAUGAUGAUUCAUCGAGAUAUAUGAAUAUAACAACAAUAACAAAUGAUUACAAUAACGGAGGAGGACAAUAUGAUCAUGAUUAUCGAAAUUCAUAA